UUGUGGACCUCGACAACCCUAAAGCGACAUAACAAAAAUGCAAAUUUCGGAUAGCAUUAACAUAUUUAUGUUUUGAACUCAAGAAACUCAAGAAGCAAAAAAAAUGCAUAAUUAGUUCUUCUCCGAAUUUAAAUUAAUUAAUCUUUAAAAUCAUAAAACAUAACGAACACAAUUAAAAAUGUAUGAAAGUGAGGCGAAUAAUAAGAUUUAUAAAAGUUUUCGUAUGCAUCGGAAGUCGCAAAGUAAAAUGGAUAUGAUUCGUAGAUUGAUAAGUGUAGGCAUAGUUCUUCAGUUAAUAUCGAAUAUUGGUCUCAGUAAUGGUGCUAUUAGAUCAAUACGGCUCGUCAUUGAACCGAUUGGUGUACGACGAGGACAAAGUGCUACGCUUCGUUGUUUAUAUGAUCUUGAUGGGGCACCGCUGUUAUCAUUGCAAUUUUAUCGUGGAUCUGGCGAAUUUUAUCGAUAUUCACCCACACAAAGUCCAACAAAAAAAGUUUUUCCAUUGUCUGGAAUCAAUGUUGAUACUGCAGCAUCUAAUGCAACGCAGGUGGUUAUAAAAAAUGUAAGCUUCGGUCUUUCGGGGAAUUUCUCAUGUGAAGUUACGGCAGAUUCCCAAUCAUUUUCAACAGCAUCAGCAACGGCACAAAUGAUGGUUGUAGAAUUUCCUGAGACCCGACCAACACUUUGGACGGAAAGAGAACGUUAUGAGCCGGGCGAUGUUUUAAGAGCCAACUGCAGUUCACCACCAUCACGACCUCAAGCUGAGCUUACUCUUACUAUAAACAACAUUGUGGUUUACUCGACUGACGUGCAAUAUUUCAAGACAAUUGAAGGUCGUACGGCUACAAGAAUCGGUAUGAGACUUCAAUUACAGAGCAUUCACUUCGGUGGUGGUCCGGUGAUGAAUGGCGGUGGUCAACUUAUUCUUAGAUGCACCGCACAGAUAGGAAAUUUGUAUCAAGAGUACUCAGAGAAAGAAUUGGGUGUUCCACAAAAAGAUCCCAUUCCAGCGAGAGUUACCUCGUCAAUUGCCAUAGCUUCUGCAGCAUCUCUUCUUUAUACGCUUCUUACAGCUUUCGUCACAUUGACACACCAGCAUUUGAGAUAGUUAAUUAAAAUGAAGAACUAGAAUCUCGCCUUUUGCGAGACUUUCUAACAAGAUGAAAAGAAAGAUGUGAAUCUAAGUUUCUUUCCAAGGAAAUUGUUUUAGAAACGCGAAAAGUAAAAUUGCGAUUUUUCUGCUCCUUCGAAAAUAGUUAAAAACUUUUAAUUUCUUACUUUCUCAUUUUAAAUAAAAUAUCAUCAUAAAGAAAAAUGUAAAAUGAAGGAACAACUUAUAUGAAAAUAAUCAAAGAUUCCUUAAAUAUUUUGAGUUCAUCAAAAAUUGACAAACAUUGUUGGAAUCUGUCAUGUUAACGAAAAUUCUGGAAUCUUUUUUGUUUUACAUUUUUUUAAUACAUAGAUAUUAUUUGUGAUAAGGGUAUGGAAAAUUAAAUAAACGUAAAAUGAACUUUCCAAUGAUGUAAAAGUUCUCAGAAUUAGAAUAUGGAUAAACUAAAUAUUGUACAUAGACUUAAAUUGCCGAUAGUAAUUUGCAAAACAUUACAUAUCGAAGAACCGGAAAGCAAUCAAUUUCAUGCAAUAAUUUGCGAAUUGAUACGUUUUCCGGGAUACGAUAUAAAUGCAUUUGAUUAUUAUCCACAUGUAUUCAUACAUUCUGGACUUUGAUUAUGUUUGUUUUCGAAAUGAAAGGCUCGAGGCGAAUAUUUCUGUUUCAAUUACUGAUUCACAUAACUAAAGCAAUCACUUGAUUUCACAUUUUAAAUUUUCUAUCCAAUUUUCACGCUCUUUCUGUAAUGAAUGGAACUUUAAACCAUCACUGAACUUUGAACACGAGAUAUUUUAUUUUGAAACUUUGUAUAGUCAAAGUCAUUAUUCACUUACACGAAAAAGCAGGAAAACAAGUCCUAAAGUUUAAAGAUUAAAUUUGGAUGCUAAAAUCAGUAAGAGGGAAAAUUGUAAAUAAAGCAAUUAAGAAACUAAAAUAAGUCACUUCAUUCCAGUUGCAAAAAAAAUGAAAUUGGGGCGAUAAUGAAAAUCAGAAUAAAGAAGUAAUAAAGUUCUUUUUUUUUGUCUCGAUGAGAGAUUGGAAGAUUUACUGCAAAAUGAAUUUUUCCUUGUCUGCAAGUUUUCACAUAAAAUAAAAUUAAAAGAAAAUAGUGAAAAUGAAAUUUAAAUUGAAUUAAUUUUCUGUCCCUUCACUACUUAGAUGUUUUCCUCUACCGUGACUUCCUUUUUUGGAUUGUUUUUUUGUGGCAAAUGUGGGCCAAACAUUUCACAAAUUAUGAACAAUUCAAAAACUAAGUGAGGAAGAACAUAAUGAAUAAAAGCGAGAAAACUUUUUAAGUUUUGAAAUGCACUUUGUGCUAAUAAGAACUUCAUUUCAUUCUUAUUUUUCCAUUUGCCAAAGAAAUGUUUACACAAAAAAUGUUGAAUGAAUCUAUGAAAAGAAAACAUAAAAACCAAAUUUUCGUUUUGUGAAUUUUUUUUUAUUUUCGCCAUAAAUGUUUGUAUUGUUGAUGUAAAGAAAUAUAAAAAUAAAGAGAAAAAUAUGACAAAAAAAAAAACAGAGGAUAAUAAAAAAGAAAGACAUUAUCAUAGAUG
Messenger RNA from Clunio marinus, 2664 nucleotides. The record is from the annotation of a GenBank genome assembly. Lineage: Eukaryota; Metazoa; Arthropoda; Insecta; Diptera; Chironomidae.